GUAAUGCCUGUGUGUGGCUCUCCAUGUAAACAACCUAACAACACGUCAACACUCGAGGGCCAUUGAUAACUGUCUCUCACUCUUGUCACUCUCGGCUUUAUAAUUCAAGAAAUACAUCACAAAUCUAGAAAAAGAGGCUGAUUCAGAGGCAGUGUCAGCGAGAUGGUUGAGUUACAUAGCUGACAUCUUGACGUGUUUCAUCAGUGACAUCUUUUGGACUUUGAAUAAUUUUUUUCCUCCCCAGACGAAAUUAUUGAAGUAAGAGAAUCAAAAUGGCUCACCAGACAUUCCAACAAGAAUAUAUGCAGAUGCCGCCAGUGACCCGGGCGUACACCACAGCCUGUGUUAUCACGACCAUACUUGUGCAAUUGGACAUUGUUUCACCAUUCCAGCUGUACUUCAACCCCAUCCUCAUUUUGAGACAUUAUCAGUUAUGGAGGCUGGUGACAACAUUCCUCUUCUUCGGGACAAUAGGCUUCAACUUCUUAUUCAACAUGAUAUUCACAUACCGUUACUGCCGCAUGCUGGAGGAGGGCUCUUUUAGGGGGCGCACAGCUGACUUUGUGUUGAUGAUGAUGUUUGGUGGAACAUGUAUGCUGGGCUGUGCCAUGUUCUGCUCCCUACUGUUCCUGGGUCAGGCCUUCACCAUCAUGCUGGUGUAUGUGUGGGCACGACGGAACCCAUUUGUUCGCAUGAAUUUCUUCGGUCUUCUCAAUUUUCAGUGUUUCUUGUGUGUGCAGGCGCCAUAUCUUCCCUGGGUGUUACUGGGCUUCAGUGUUCUUUUGGGAAAUUCCGUCAUUGUCGACUUCGUAGGAAUUGCAGUUGGACACAUAUACUACUUCCUGGAAGAUGUUUUCCCUGCACGAUCUGGAGGCAUCAGGCUUCUGAAAACACCACGCUUCCUUGUCCAACUGUGUGAACCUCGUAAUGAAGACCCGAGCUAUAAUCCCCUGCCAGAGGAACAGCCAGGAGGUUUUGCUUGGGGAGAACAACAGCAACAACAACAACAAGAUCAGCAGCAGCAGGAGCAGUGAAGCCAUUAGCAAUACAGGACUUUGGCUUCAGUUGAGUGUUUUGUUAGGAUGAAAAUACUAAAGAUUGACAGAGCAACGGUAAAUGCUUUCUGUCUGUACACCUAAAAUAAUAUUGCACUGUUAUGUACUUUAUAAAAUAAAUUAAGAACACAAGUGACUUGAACGGCUGACUGUUGUACUUAUGGCAAGAAAUAACAUUGGCUGAAAUCAGAAGAGACAGAGCAAUGGGAAACUUCAGUGUUUUUAUGACAAUAUAAAGUUAAAGAACAUCUGGAAGGGUACUAAUUAGGGCUGCAGUGUACAUUAAGAUAGGCAUCAGAAGAAGGAAAAAAAUGUUAUCUUGAAAGAUAUACCAUAAUUUUAUUAAUGCUUUACAGUACUGUACUUUAUUUAUGGUAAUUUUUUCCUGGGUAAUUUAAUCCAACAGCUUUGUAAUUGAUGGCUCGCUGAGUGUACAGUUGCAGAACACCGCGACCCAGCCAAGCUUUUUCAUACAUGUUCAGAUAAUCAACGAUUUGAUUUGAUGAAAGUUAAAAAAUAUUUUAAGAAAAUUAUUUGUAGCUCAUGUUGUUUAGAAGAAAAUAAAAAGGAAUUGUUUACCAUCCUGGUGUUGGCAUUGUGACUUAUAAGUUGAUACUUAAUAAGUUUAUACUGUAUAUGUUGUUCUCUGGAAGUACAGUUAGUCUGUCAAUGAAUGUUAUCAGUGUGAUAAUUAAAAGAAUUGUUAUAUGGUAUAACCAAGAGGCCAGUUAAUAAGACUAAGUUUGUGACUUAAAGUUUGUCUCAUUUAUUGUGAAGGAGUAAGAGAGAGAGUAAUGUCCAUUACUGACUAUGAUGAGCCACUUGUUAUUGCACCUUUAUAGUUAUCAUGUCAGCUGGUCAGACUAUUUUGAAAGUAUAGGUACAGCAAUAUCUGUGUGUGUGUGUAAUGACCUCCAUGAAGCUAGUUCCUAUGUUAAUAAGGAUGAUUCAUUGAGACUGAACUACAGGAGAUUCAUUAAUUUUGUAUGUUCAUACAGUCUUUCAUACUCUCUCUCUCUCUCAUUCACUUUCUAAUAUGACUUAGUCUCUAAUGAGUUACUGUGAAGACUGUCUGUAUUAUUCAAUUGAAAUUGAUUUAAAGAAGUAUUAUGUCAUGGUUCAGGCAUAACAGUUCAUUACACAGAUAUUAAUGUACUUACAUUUAUGAUCAGAUUUAUGAAGUAAACCUGUUGUGUUCGAGAAUAUCAUUACUUUAGACGCGAUAGUAAGAUUUUUACUUAUUUCUUGUCACAUCAUGUUGGGGUAUAUUGUACUGUACAAGUGUUUAUCUGGGCUGGGAUGUAAACUCAAGAUAGCUAUUGUCAUCCUCGGUGUGUUCUGUGAUCACAUGUUUCACAGUCAGUGGUUCAGCUUUGUAAUAUAUAAUUAAUUAGUGAGAGACAGAAGAUGUGUGCUAGUACUGUACUGUUCAUGUAGUGUUUUACAGUUUACAGUACAACAGUUCUGGUGGUCUGUUUCAGACAUUCUUGUGUAAGGAGACACAUUUAUUUCUUAAAACCUUUCUUGAGUAUAUUUCAGUUUGUGUGAGUGCUCUAGAGAACUCCCUUUAUGCCUCCGCUACCUGUGACUGUGAGUGCUUGCCUCUUGUGUCCAUCUGUCUGUCUAGUUAAAGUUCUUCAUCUAGACGUGGUUGGGCUGUAACUUAUAAAAAUACUGUAUUGUAAUCCACUUUUCAUACCAUUUUGUGUUACUUUAUCCAUUACCUUUGUUUAAAAAAUUUUUCAGGAACAUUUUAAGAAUGUGAGUGUUACUUCAAAGUUCUGAACAGAACUGACUUAUGAUUUAUGUAACCAGAAAAAAUUUAUUGACUAAUCUGAAGCUUUGAUUGAGGAAAAUGACUUGCCGUCAUAAAACAAUAGUGUUGAUUUAUUUAACUAUUAUGUGCACUGCUUUGUCAAGAUGAUGUCAUUUGAAUUUCCUAAGAUAAUACUAGUACUAUAUUGCACUGCCAACUUUGUGCUUCUUGUAACACUGGAGGAAUUAUUCUGUCUCUUCUUAUUCCAAUAUGUAAAAGAAAGUAAUAUAGUUAACCAAUUUACAUUGCUGUUAAUAUGUGAAUAUCACUUAAAAGAUGGCAGUGUGUGUGAGUAUACUGUACUUGCUUUUACAUAAGUAUUGGUGCAAAAGUGUAAGCCGUUUCGAUGUGCUUUUCCGUACCAGUUAUGGAAGAUAUUAAGCGAUUCCCUUUUUCAGGUUUUCACUGAUAUUAGUGUAUUUUGAUCUUGUAAAUGUAAGAAGUACAUUUAAUUUAAAAUGGUUAUGGAUACAUUAUUUUUUCCACAAAUAAUGUGAUGAUGAUUGCAGUUGUUGAGGUUGUUGCAUGUAGAAAAAUAAAGAAGCACAACAUUUA
Homarus americanus (American lobster) is the source of this 3426-nucleotide messenger RNA. It is a transcript of the gene Der-2, whose product is annotated as derlin-2-like. The record is from RefSeq and is a predicted model, not a curated record. Gene Ontology annotation, cellular component: endoplasmic reticulum membrane; Hrd1p ubiquitin ligase ERAD-L complex. Bases 273 to 1034 code for a protein of 253 amino acids. NCBI's taxonomy places the organism in Eukaryota, Metazoa, Arthropoda, Malacostraca, Decapoda, Nephropidae. The transcript has 8 exons. Gene Ontology annotation, biological process: endoplasmic reticulum unfolded protein response. Gene Ontology annotation, molecular function: misfolded protein binding; ubiquitin-specific protease binding.